AUGGCGGUGUCUGCAGAGCUGGUUACCAGCAUCGUCCUUUGGCUGCUGCUCAAUCUUCUCGUUCCCCUGCUCUUCAAGCGCGCGGAGUUCUCUCUCCGCGCAUCCCCCUUGCACUGGCGCUGGCUGCGCGGAGGCAGGAGGAGGGGGAGCCUCAAGCGGAAGCGCAGGGCAAGGGGAGGCGAAUGCGAUAGUCAAGGGGGAGGAAGUGCCCAAAGCGAAUGUGCUAAUAAAGGGGUCGGAGGAGGCUUGGAUAGCAGCGGAGAGGAGGAUUGGGGGGAGAGUGGUGGGAGAAGGGGAGGGGCGGAUGGAGGGGAGAUGAGGGGGAGUAAGGGAGAGGUAGGGGGAAACGAUGGGAGAGCACAGGGCGAAAGGGAGCGAGAAGGGGUUACCCUCACAAGUGGGGUUACAUCUAGCAUAGGGUACAUUCAGGUCCACACCACGUGCUUCAACCCUUGGCUAGAGCGGCUUCGCAUGCUGCCUGCUAAGUCAGCUACCAAGAGCCUGCGUCGCCUUCCUAUUGGCCUCUCUGGUGCGUGUGUGCAUACAACCCUCCCUCAUCUCUCCCCAUUCGCAUUCACAUGGGGGGUCAUUGCAGCCUGCGUCGCCUUCCUAUUGGCCUCUCUGGUUCUUCUAUGGGACGGCCUUGUUGCUUCCCUCCUCGUCCCUCUCCUCCGCCACCUCUCCACCUCAUCCCAGCACCUAGCGGAACAGCAGCGCUUUUACCCUCACACCCACUCUCACAACCACUCUCACUACAGUCACAUCCCUUCUGCUGUAAACGCCUCUUUCGGACCUUCCUCUCCUGUCGUCGCCCUCUCUAGAGCAACGGGUGCUGCAGCGUCCCUUGCAGCACAGCAAGCGUCCCAUGCAGCACAGCAAGCCGUCCAAGCAGCAGAGCCACACCCCGCUGAUGCAGCAGAGCCAGCAACGUCCGCCACUCCUGCUGCGACCUCUUCCUCCCUGCAUCUUCUACAGCCUGUGCACAGCAAGCUGUCCAAGCAGCACAGCAAGCCGUCCAAGCAGCACAGCAAGCUGUCCAAGCAGCACAGCCACACCCCGGUGCUCCAGCAGAGCCAGAUGCGCAUGCUGCACGGCAAGCAAGCAACCGCCCCUGCCUCUGCUGCGACCCCACCAUCCUCGCUUCACGUGCUACAGCCAGUGGUGAGAGGGAGUGCGAGUGCAGCACGUGGCAUGCUUCCUCCUCGCUCUGCUGCUCCCCGGAGCACACCACACGUCGCCUUCCAUCCCACCGACUUCCACGCCCUGCCUCCCUUUCGCCUGAUGAGAGUGCUUUCCACUGGCAUCUGGCACAGCAUGGUGGUGAGUGCACUGCAUGGCACGGUAAUACAACCCAACUCACUCACUCCUGUCGCCCUUCCAUCCCACGACUUCCUCUCGCUGCCUCCUGCUCGCCCUCUGAGAGUCCUUUCCGCCGGCAUCUUGCACAACAUAGACCUGUCUCUGCUCGCUCUGCUGCUCCUCUCUUCUCCCCUCCAAGCACUGCUCUUCCUUCCACUCUACUCCCAGUCGCCCCCAGGCCUCAAGUCGCCCCCCGGCCUCAAAGUUACAUCCGUGCAUCCGCUCUCCCCUCUCUACAAUCACAUUCGCCCAGGAGACUCCUUACUAGCACUCGACCACACUCCGCUUUCCUCUCCUGCCGACUACACUCACCUCCUCUCCCACCUCUCCCACCUCUCCCACCUCUCCAAUCUCUCCUACCCUCUGCCUCCUUCAAUCCCUCCUUCGCCUCCUUCCCGUGGGGAUCCGUCUGCAUGGCCCCUGCACUUUCCCAUCACCACCUGCUGCUCCUCGUAUGGUUUUGGAAAUCUUUCUUCUCUCUCUCCUUGUUUUGUCCUUCCCUCACCGCCAGGGAUCCAUUUUCUUCCUGGAUGGAGAGGCCAUUCUCUCAAACCUCCUCCGCCUGCUUCUCCCGUUCCCCUCGCAUCCUCUCGCCUCACAUCUGCACCUCCGGCACCAGCAGCAGAUUACUCGCCACCAUAG
Messenger RNA from Closterium sp. NIES-65, 2001 nucleotides. The record is from the annotation of a GenBank genome assembly. NCBI's taxonomy places the organism in Eukaryota, Viridiplantae, Streptophyta, Zygnematophyceae, Desmidiales, Closteriaceae.